Molecule: messenger RNA, 2985 nt
Organism: Gordionus sp. m RMFG-2023
Lineage: Eukaryota; Metazoa; Nematomorpha; Gordioida; Chordodea; Parachordodidae
Product: amyloid beta precursor like protein 2-like
Biological process (GO): axonogenesis; central nervous system development
Cellular component (GO): membrane
Molecular function (GO): heparin binding; transition metal ion binding
Source: RefSeq, a predicted model, not a curated record
ACAACAAUAUAAAAUAAUAAAUAUAAACGGUUUAUGAUUUUUUGAAAAUAUAAAUUAUUUUGUUUUGCAAAAAUAUUAAUUUCUAACUUUAAUCACUUUAAAAACAUGAAAAAUAUAUUAUACCUUAUUUUUCUCAUCUUUAAAGUAGAUGUGCAUGGCUUAACAGUCGAGGCCAUGGUAGGCAAUUCCCUUUAUCUCCCCGAUUUCAAGCCUCAGAUUGUCAUGAAAUGCGGAUAUUAUAAUCAAUACCUGGACAGGACUGGAAUAUGGUUAUCCGAUUCGAAUGGUAUUUGCACGGACAACAACACCGCCAUUACCGAGUACUGCAGAAAUAUUUAUCCUAAUCUAAAUAUAACCAACAUAAUGCCGAUGGGGAAGACCAUCAAAGUCGACAAUUGGUGCGCUCCCGAUCAAUUGAAGUGUGACAAAGUUUUUGACGUCUAUCCUAUCAGAUGUUUGGAAGGCAAAUUCCAGAGCGAAGCAUUAUUGGUGCCCGAGGGGUGCGUGUUUGAUCACGUGCACAGUUCCAAGUUAUGCAAGGGCCAAGAUUAUUGGAAGGCCAAAGCUGCCCAAGCCUGCGCGAUCAAAUUUAACAACGUCAAUAAGAUGCCCAGAAGGAAUAGGGUUCCUAUUGUCGAUGUCGCGGCCCUCAACUCUAAAUCACCCCUGAGGAGUUAUUCUAUGCUCUUGCCGUGCGAUAUAGGGGCCUUUUCGGGCGUGGAAUUCGUCUGCUGCGCCAAUAAAAAUGGCGAAUCCCAAGGCGAAGACAUCAAAAUACCGAACGAUGUCGUAAAAGGGAGCAAAGAAGACGGAGAUGAUUACGUGGUAGAAGACAACAGGACUAAACAAAAGGGGGAAAUCGCGGAUAACAACGUUAACAAAAUAGCCAUUCCUUCGCAGAACGAACCUUCCUACCACUCCCUUAGAGCUCAAACGAUCAUUUUAGCGACCCCUCCUACCGUAACUUACCCAACUUCUUCACGACGAACUCCUAAUAAUUCAAGCGCCAACGGGAUCAACCCAUUUACCCAAAUCGACGGAAUCAUCCGAAACGGACGUUACGCAGGAAACUACUGGGGUAACGGAGAUGGAAUGGAGAAGGAGCAAGGGGGCAUAAAAACUUACUAUUCCGCCUUCGAUAAGGACAAGGAACACGAACGCUUUGUCGGCGUUAAAAACUGGAUGAAAGAGAAGCGGAGGAAGACCAUCAUUAAUCUCAUGAGAGAUUGGACCCUAAGCGAGAAGCGGUACAACGAUAUCAAGGCCAAGGAUCCGUAUUUAGCCCAGAGAUACAAACAGGAUAUUAGCAAGAGUUUUCAAAAAACGAUUUCAGCACUCGAAGCCGAAGAAAAGGCGCAGAAGAAGCAGCUGACAGCUAUCCACGAACAGAGAGUCACCUCUUUACUCAACACCAAAAAACGAAAAUUCAUGUUCGAAUUUUUGAAGGAACUCGAAAAACCAUAUCCAUCACCCGAUCAUCUUAAAAUCGCCCUGGAACGUCUCCUUAGAGCCGAGGAACGUGACAAAAUGCACGUGAUCCACUAUUACGAGCACUUGCUUAAUUCCGACCCUGAAGCAGCCGCCAGAGUUAAACGCGUGGUAGCUAGACAUAUUAUGGACGUCGAAAGGAGGUUUAAUAGGUCACUGGCCAUGCUCAAAAGACGCCUCCCCACUUCUAGCUAUGACAAAAUAGCGCCUCAUAUAGCAUCAUUUCUUGAGACUAUUAAAACGAGGAAUGGAGAUUUUGCCGAAUUGACCAAUUCUAUCGUUCAAGACGAGUCAGAUAAAAUUCAAGCAUCAAUCCUAUCGGAAAUAUCGACUUCUUCACCUGGCUCAAACACUACAACAAAAUCACUGAACCUGAAAUUAUCACCUCAAAAAUCGGAUGAUUCACCUUACGACGAUUCCGAAGAUGACGCAGACGAUUCUUACGACAAUGAUGAUGAUGACGAUGACGACGAUGAAACGGUCGAUAACGAAGUCGUUAACAACAAAAUCCAGAAAAAGGUGGCAACCUCCACGACUAUCGGUGAAAGUCAGAUGACGGCAACCGCAAGCACUGGUUCACCCAUUUUGUACGCCAAACGGAACGACGAUCAAUUAUUUCAUUAUGGGGACUCAAAAAAUUUGCCAUUUUACUCUUCGGGCCUGACUUCCAUCAAAAACUCUAAUCGUCACUCAACGGCCUACCUGACAACGAAAUAUGAUUCAAACACUACAACAAAAUCACUGAACCUGAAAUUAUCACCUCAAAAAUCGGAUGAUUCACCUUACGACGAUUCCGAAGAUGACGCAGACGAUUCUUACGACAAUGAUGAUGAUGACGAUGACGACGAUGAAACGGUCGAUAACGAAGUCGUUAACAACAAAAUCCAGAAAAAGGUGGCAACCUCCACGACUAUCGGUGAAAGUCAGAUGACGGCAACCGCAAGCACUGGUUCACCCAUUUUGUACGCCAAACGGAACGACGAUCAAUUAUUUCAUUAUGGGGACUCAAAAAAUUUGCCAUUUUACUCUUCGGGCCUGACUUCCAUCAAAAACUCUAAUCGUCACUCAACGGCCUACCUGACAACUGUAACAAUCCUAACGCUCUCGGCCUUCGCUGCCAUUUUGUUAGGGGCCGUCAUGAUAAAACGAAGAUUUACCACUAUAAAGAGAUCCAAACACGCUCCAGUGCCCACUUGCGAAGAGGAUUGCGAUGGGAAGGAAGGAAAUGGAACCAACGGAAAGGCUAACGCGGGAAUGUUUAAGAAGAAAAUUUUCAAGGAUAACGUUAGUGAUUAUGUCGAAGUUGAUAACCGAUCCCUCGAAGAACGCAAUUUAGCCAGCAUGCAGGUGAACGGGUACGAAAAUCCCACUUACAAAUAUUUCGAAAAAAUAGCCUCCAAACCAUAAAAUUUGUUAAAAAAAUUUUUUAUUAUUCCUAACCUAUCAUUGCUAUAGAAGCAACAUUUUCAUUUUUCCUACUUUUUUUAAUAUUAGAAA